AUGGUCUGUGAACUUUGUGAACUGACCACUCACGUGAGCCGAGAAACAUAUCCGAACAAGCAGCGACUCUCAAAAUGGUGCGCCUCGUUUACACACGACCUUCACCAUCAAUGCCUCCUCUGCAGUGCUGCUCCCCAGGGCGCUCACACUGCAGGUACAGACAUUGCUGCCUUGAAGACAGGAAGGUCUAUUCCACCUUUGGUCAGAGAAAAUCGUUGUGCGCAGAACAACGCAUGGCAAAGUGUGGAGAGUGAAGCUAUUCUGCUCAGUCAGCAAAGGUUACUCUGUGAGAAAAUUCCGGAUUUGAAUGCAAUCCUGAUAGGAACUUUCAUUCUGAAGAAGCAGCAUGUAGUUCAAAGAGGACUAAUCCUUAUAGAUGAAACCUUCAGACCACCUGCUGGAAUGCAGCCAAAUGCUCCGCAAAGCCAUGACCUUGCAUUUGUAGCAGCUGAGCACCCAACAAUCCACAUUGUGCAUCUUCUUCUGGGGCCUCCUCGCACUGGCCCUGAGCCCCAGCAGCCAAACCCCCUGGUGCAGGGCUACUCGCAGGGCCACCUCCACAGGGCUGAAGAGUCGGAUCGUGGAUUAACGGCAUCUUUUCUUACAAAGAAGCUAAAUAUUGGUGGGAAAAGAGUAAACCUUGCAAUAUGGGAUACAGCUGGUCAAGAAAGAUUUCAUGCAUUGGGGCCGAUCUACUACAGGGAUUCUAAUGGCGCUAUUCUAGUAUAUGAUAUAACAGAUGAAGACUCUUUUCAAAAGGUAAAAAACUGGGUUAAGGAAUUAAGAAAAAUGUUGGGAAAUGAAAUCUGUUUAUGUAUAGUAGGUAACAAAAUAGACUUGGAAAAAGAGAGACACGUUUCAGUGCAAGAAGCAGAAACGUAUGCUGAAUCUGUUGGAGCAAAACAUUAUCACACUUCAGCUAAACAGAACAAAGGAAUUGAAGAACUGUUUCUUGACCUUUGUAAAAGAAUGAUAGAAACUGCUCAAGUGGAUGAAAGAGCAAGAGGCAAUGGUUCCAGUCAGUCAGGAGCAGCAAGGCGAGGUGUACAGAUCAUUGAUGAUGAACCACAAGUACAGAGCAGUGGAGGGUGCUGUUCUUCUGGAUAACUAUAAAACUGUGCAUCACUGCCCUCUCAAUUUGAAGACUGCCAUAUUCCAAGUCACGCAUUCUUUACCAAUGGAGUAAUAGAAUUAACAGUAUUUAAAAAUAAUCACAUGUAACACUGCAGAGACCUUAAGUGCUAAACUAGUGGCGUCUGUGACCAGAGAAUUGGCGUUUUCUACAGUGGUUAACAAAGCAAUUACCAAUGGCCUUUUUACAUAUUUUUCUUUAAUGAGGAAUAAUAUGCAUGUAGAAAAGACCUACUUAAAGGCUUCAUUUAUAUUCUUUUAAAUCAGAUCAUUAUUUAAUAACUUAUAUACAUGUUGUUGGAAUGGUAUACGUUUUUGCAGCUCUUUGUAUUUUGUGGUAGAUUGAAUUGUAUCACUUCUAAAAUGCAAACUGAUUUUUUUUUUUAAAUUAGCAGAUAUCUGAAGUAAUAUUUUUGCAGGGCCUCUACAAGCCUAUAACUGUCAACUACUUUGAUAUAUUCUGUUCAUCCUGUAUGCCAAGCUGGUAAAAUACAUUGUAAAUUACAUAUUAAAUAUUUUAUCUGCUUUUACAAUUGCAGGUGCAGAAAUAUGUACAUCAGUCUUGUCAGUGAUUGUGAAGUGACUAAGUCAGUGAAAGGUGCAAGCUUUUCAUGUGUAUUGUUGACUUGCUCGUUCUAUUCCCCCUACCUUGAAAACAGCUUUUUUUGUUACAUCCGUAGCUACAGCAUUUUUUAAGCCUUUUCUGGCAAGUAGCAGUAUUUAGAGUACCUCCUUAGUGGGAAGGGAAUGCUUCCUUUGACUGCUGUUUAACAUUGAGGUGUUUGACUCCCAGCUAAAACAGUUGGUGCAUGCAUAUCUCUUGCCUCUGCAGUUACUUUGGCCUCAGAAUAUCCCCAGAAAGUCUGUCUGGUAGUCAAUAAACCAGAUGCAUGGGAAACUCUUAAGCUGCGUUAAUACAUUUGUGUCUCAAGACAGCAUUAUAAAUUAUUAAUGAGCAUA
Molecule: messenger RNA, 2091 nt
Organism: Charadrius vociferus (killdeer)
Lineage: Eukaryota; Metazoa; Chordata; Aves; Charadriiformes; Charadriidae
Gene: RAB21
Product: RAB21, member RAS oncogene family
Exons: 10
Coding region: 1-1107 (368 amino acids)
Biological process (GO): Rab protein signal transduction
Molecular function (GO): GTPase activity; GTP binding
Source: RefSeq, a predicted model, not a curated record